Molecule: messenger RNA, 1036 nt
Organism: Rotaria sordida
Lineage: Eukaryota; Metazoa; Rotifera; Eurotatoria; Philodinida; Philodinidae
Source: the annotation of a GenBank genome assembly
CCACAAUAAGCUAAGAACUCAAACUCUUCUUUAGAAUAUUCAUCAUUAAUUACGAUCUACAUUAUGUCUAUAGUCUCGACUCAAAAGCAAUUAAUCAAUUGAAGGACUUCCGUCAUUACUCAGAAUGAAGAUAUAUGUUGUGAUGAACAUUGAAUUUCCUCAUUUAUCUUCUUAUGCUUCCAAUAAUAUUCUUUUUUACCACUCAUCAAUCAUCUCUGAUAAAUCUAUUUCAUAUAAAUUUAAUUAAGGCUAUAGUAUCUUAAAAGAUUUAUAUCAGGACAUAAGCAUUAUCAUAUCUUUCUAAUAAAUUAUAUUGAUUUCAGGUGGUGGUGGUACUCCUAAUAUUGGUUAUUAUUAUUGUGUCAAUAUGGUUGUCGUUUCUGUAACAGCCGUCCUUGCUACUACUGUCAUACAUAUUUAUGUUCGUGGUGAUCGACGUCAAGCAAUUCCUUUAUCAAUACGUCGUUUUUUUCUUCAAUAUCUUGCUCGUUUAUAUUGUAUGGCACCAAAAACGCCAACACCAUUAUCUGAUACUGGUUCAUCUCGUUAUGGUCCACCAUCUCCCGGUGCUCUUUUAUUACCUGAACAUAUAUUUUUAACACAUCAUUAUCAUGAAGAAGAAUUUUCUAAAAAACUUAAAUUACUUAAACAACGUUUUCAUGAAUUUCAUCAAAAACAACAACAACAACAACAAAGUUUAGCAAAUGAAAAUUCUAUAACAAAUGAAACAAUGUCAGCGCUUAGUUUAAAUUUACGUUCUAUUGAAAAUGAUUUAAAAGAAGUUCGUGAUUAUUUAAGACAUAUGAAAAAGAAAGUUGAAAAUACUGAUCGAUCAAAUAAAAUUGCUGAUGAUUGGAAACAAGUUGCACUUGUACUUGAUCGAACAUUUUUCUUGGCUUAUUGUCUUUGGUUUGUUAUUUCUGUUGUUGUUAUGUUUCCAAAAACAAUUAAUAUAUCACAACGUAAUUGGCCAACACCGGAUAUAACAGCAUUACAAAAUACUACUGUAGCUACAGACAAUUUUACAUUGAUUUAA